CAAGUCAACAUUCUUCUAAAUUUUUUAUUUUAUACAAGUGGAAAGUUACCCACAAGUUCAUAGGCAAUUUCAGAAGCAGUUUCAUACACCAUUAAAAACAAUCUUGGACUCGGUAAAGAAAAGACUGCUCGCGGAAAAAAUGGAAGACGACCGCGCGCCACCACCUGCAGCAGCCCCAGCCAAGGAGUCUUCCUCCUCAAGCGCAUGUAAAGACGUUCCCAAUCUCCUCUCCUCCUUCGUCGAUACCUUUAUCGACUUUUCCGUCAGUGGCGGCCUCUUCCUCUUGCCUCAAAAUGACCAAAAUGCCCUCCCUUACCACCGUAACCUCGGCGGCGAUCUUCUUCCCUCGCCCCCACCGUUGCAGACCUAUUAUCCCCCGCAGGACCGCUUGAUUGCCAUCGGCGAUCUCCACGGCGACUUGGAGAAGACCAAGGAAUCGCUGAGACUCGCUAAAUUGAUCGACCCGGAGUCGGGUAAAUGGGUCGGAGGGUCGUCCACCUUGGUCCAGAUCGGCGACGUGCUUGACCGUGGCGGCGACGAGCUCAAAAUCCUUUAUUAUCUCGAGAAAUUGAGACGAGAAGCUGCGAGAUGCGGCGGCACGGUGAUUACAAUGCACGGGAACCACGAGAUCAUGAACGUCGAAGGAGAUUUCAGGUAUGUGACUCACAAGGGUUUGGAUGAGUUUAGGGGUCCCUCUCCCUCUCCCUAUCUCUCUCGUUUAUUUGGAGAGAGAAGGGAUGUCCAACUUCCUUAUUUUUGUUUUCUUUUUGGACGGCUUUUCAGCUACGAUGCUUUCACUCGAGGCUUGGAACAGCCCAAAGAUCCCUUUGAUGGGGUCCCUCUAGGGUUUAAGAAUGUCAAGGAAGAGUUUGUAGAUGGGUUUAGGGCUAGAAUUGCAGCAUUGAGGCCAAAUGGUCCCAUUUCGUCCCGGUUCUUGUCCAAGAACUUGACUGUAUUGGUUGUUGGAUCGUAG
Messenger RNA from Prunus avium (sweet cherry), 973 nucleotides. NCBI's taxonomy places the organism in Eukaryota, Viridiplantae, Streptophyta, Magnoliopsida, Rosales, Rosaceae. The record is from RefSeq and is a predicted model, not a curated record.